CGGAUAAGCCGAAGAUAACGCUUUUAUAAUGGAUUGUGAAAGUGGAAAGUACCUUAUGGAAAUCCCCACUGGCUUUUAUGUACUGCUUACAAUCGGGCUGUCUGAACUAGAGUAAAGACUUGGCCGUGUUUUGGACGCGUCUCGUGCGAGCAGUGAAAUCCAGUGGAUCUCUAUAAGAGCGCCAUGAACGAUUAAAGUGGACGGAGUGAAGUAGCAGUAGAGCCAGAGCAUCUUAUGGGCUUUGUUGGUGGAUACCGACAUAUUGAACAGAGAUAGAUUGGUUCCCCACUCCAGACUACCAUGUCUCAGGGCCAGAACUUCCUGCCGAAGUUCCUGUUUGUGAGUAACCUCCUGAAGGCCGUGAAAAUCAGAGAGCGGGUGCCCAACGAUGUGGUCAAGCCCUCGGCCAGCGGCGGCCUGAUCCAUCACCUGCGCAGCAUGCACCGCUACACGCUGGAGAUGAUCCGCAUGAGCCAGUUCCCGCAGGCCUUCCGCGAGGUCAUCCAGGCGGCCAUCUUGGACCGGGCCAUGCAGAGCUCGCUGGAGCAGGAGAAGAGGCUGAACUGGUGCCGCGAGGUCAAGAAGCUGGUGCCGCUGAGGACCAACGGUGAUGGGAACUGCCUGCUCCACGCAGCCUCUCAGUACCUGCUGGGGGUUCAGGACACAGACCUGGUGCUGCGAAAGGCUCUUUAUGCAGUGCUGAAGGAAACAGAUACAAGUAACUUUAGAAUGCGCUUUCAAACAGAGCUGCUGCACUCUCAGGAGUUCACUCAGACUGGCCUGCGAUACAGCACUUUGAACUGGGAGGAGGAAUGGGUGAAGAUUGUAGAAAUGGCUUCCCCAGUGUCCAGCAGUAAUGGCCUACAAUUUGACUCCUUAGAGGAUAUUCACAUCUUUGUGCUGUCAAAUAUUCUGCGGAGACCAAUUAUUGUUAUUGCAGACCAAGUACUUAGAAGUAUGAAGUCUGGUUCCUCCUUUUCACCCCUCAAUGUCGGGGGCAUAUACCUGCCUUUGCAUUGGCCUCCAGGAGAAUGCUACAAAUAUCCCAUAGUGCUCGGCUAUGACUCCCAGCACUUUGCACCUCUGAUCACAAUCAAAGACAGCGGCCCAGAGAUCCGUGCUGUGCCGUUGAUAAACCCUGGAAGGGGUGGGUUUGAAGAUCUUCGAGUGCACUUUCUGACAGAAAAGGAGCAGCAACAGAAGGAGAAGUUGCUAAAAGACUACCUAAUGCUUAUAGAAAUCCCUGUCAUUGGUCUGGGCUGCGAUCCCACACAGAUUAUCACUGCAGCCAGACUAGAUGAAGGCAACCUACCUGAGGACAUGAACCUGAUGGAGGACUACCUACAAUUGGUCAACCAUGAAUAUAAGCGCUGGCAGGAGGAUAAGGAGUCUUUAUGGGCCCCCCAAUCCCAGCGUCCCCCUCCCUUCUCAGUCUCCCAACUCUCUCUCAUCGAGAUCCGCUGUGCCACACCCCGCUGUACCUUCUACGUCUCGGUGGACACUCAACCCCACUGUCACGAGUGCUUUGAAAAGCGACAGGCGGGUUGCAAGCCGGAGAACAUUUCCACCACUCAUCAAACCUCAUCCUCGGACCCCGAGAGCCGAGUGAGGCUGGCGCGCUCCGUCCUGCCCAGCCCACGUUCUGCACCCCCUACGGCCCCCAGUCUGAGCCUUUACAGUGAGACUCAUGCCAUGAAGUGCAAGACGCCCGGAUGCUUGUUCACUCUCAGCGUGGAGCAUGACGGGCUGUGCGAACGCUGCUUUACGGCGAGGCAAAACCAAUCGGCUGCUAAUGGGCCGCCACAAGGCCCCUCUCACGGCUGGUGGGCGUCAGGCAGCCGGGAGCGAGACAAGGAAAGGGAGAGGGAGAGAGAACGGGAAAGGGACACAGAGAGGUGCGUUAUGUGCCAACAGGAGGUCUUUAGGAUAUUUAACGGUCUUUGCCCGCCCUGCAUGCAGAGGACUGCCGUUUCCGAGAUGGGGGACGCCCAGCAGCAGGAGCCUAGAACCGAGGCCUCAGUAUGGGCAAUGCAUAGGGAGACGGAGCGCACUGGCACCGCCGGCCACACCUGGCAGACGGCCGCUGCCCGGCAGUGUAAACGCUCCGGCUGCCAAUUCUUUGGAACAGCAGAGAAGCUGGGAUUCUGCACUAUAUGUUAUCUAGACUACCAGACCAAUCACCUGGCCACCCCCGCUCUUGUCCAGCCCAGACAUACAUCCGAGGCAGGCUUUCAGAACUGUCCGCGGUGCCGGGGUCAGGGCUGCGGCGCCGAGGGAAAGGCCAUGCUUGAGGGUUACUGCAACAAGUGCUUUGUGAAGGAACAGAGUGCUAGACUCAACCAAGCUGCUAGCAGGGGCUCUCAAUCCCCGCCUCUCGUCACGCGGGCCACGAAAGCACGUCCACCUCCGAUGCUCACCCAGACACAGUGUCGGCGUAGCGGCUGUAAGAACCUCUCCCCCGGCUGCACGGACCUCUGCCCGGACUGCGUCAGCCGCGGCCAGCGAGAGGGUCGCCGUGCCCAGGCACCUAAAGAGAAAAGCAAACAGCGCUGCAAGACGCAGGGCUGCGACCACUACGCCAACCAAGAGAAACAAGGCUACUGUAACGAAUGUGACCACUUCAAGCAGAUUUACCGGGGCUGACAGAACAGUUCGAUGUUAAAAAGUGCCCAGUUCAUCGCACGUUCGCGUGCAUGCUGGUGAACUCUCUUACACGAGGAACUUUUUGCCCAAAAUCCCCCACCUAGAUUGGGAAGGGCCUAAAGAGCCCGGUGGUGAUGUAGAAUUGGUGAUUACCUCUCAAAUGAAGUUUUGGUCAUUUGUAUCAUGUGUCUAGGACCGUCGUGAGAUGUUAGCAUACAGAAACUAAUGAUACACAAUGACGUCUAGUCACAUACAUCCGUGGCAUCCGUUGUUUAUAUCGAACAGGGUAAUUGCAAACAUUUGUUGAAAAAUUGAGGAGAGCAUGUGUAAGAAUUAACAAUUUCAGAUUAGCGACAAAAUCGAGUUAAUUUACCGAAAGAUAUGUCUAAUCCGAUGUACAUCGCCACUGUGGACUGCAGAAGUACAGGAAUAAGACGUACAGGGUAUGCAGAGACCACCGAAGGACAGCAUUUGAUAGUUUCUUCAUAAAAUGUAGGUUAAGUGCCAAUGAGAGCUUGCUAAGCAGAGCUCGAAUUUCCAUUCCUGCUGCACCAUUUGAUGUCUGCAAGCAGCACGGAUCUGUUGCCUUUGAGAAUGUUUUUGUUUACCAUUUUCACAAGUCCUUCUUGCUCUUGAAACUAUUUUUCACUUGUGCUUGCCUUGCUAAACUUCAUAUGACUUGGUCUGUUCUAUUGAAUGGAUAUGUUAAUUUUUCUGUGGCUGAAAAAUUCCUUAAGUGCAAUGAAAACCAGAUACUUGACACCUCCCCGAUGUCUAGAGCAGAUGAAAUUAAAAUAAGCUGAAGGGAAUGGCCGUGUCUAAAAGAGCGUCAAAAAUUUUGACAAGAAAAAAAAAAAACAAUGAGAUGGCUGAAAUCCCCGUCCGGAUAAACAGCCAAGCGAAAACGAAUCAAUCUGAAUGUAAACACGCCCAGGUAAGAAAUGCCCGCUCCUAGAUCUGUGAACUCCCCGUUCGCCGUUCUCGCCCAGCCACAUUCUUUCGGUUGCACUACUCUCCUUUAAACACACAAUGCCUCAGUCUAUUCUUUGCAUACAUUUAGUAUGCACAAACUGACAUUCUCUAUUUGAAUAUUUCUGCAAUAUCUGCACAGACGUAACGAGAAGAGAUAAAGUUAGCUCCUGUGGCAUCAUUUAUGAAGAAAUAACUGUCCGUGUUAAACAUUCCCAUCCUUAAAGUCCAAUAUUGUGCAAGCACAUUUAGCUUCGUCUACUUGAGAAUUAGAUUCAUGUGGGCCUAUACACAAAUGUGCUUCGGAUAAAUGAUACACACGAGAAAAAUCUGCAGUCGAAUCAGAACUUCAAGAGUGUCUACUCUUCAACUACUGGAUCUGAUCAGUCAGUUCAGAUCAUCACAAACUUGCACAAUACUAAAUAAGCUGCUCUGGAAUUAGGAACGGUACUUCUGACGUACAGUACGUAGUGACAUUCCAGUUAUAGACCUAGAGGAAUAUAGAUGACAAGAUAGAAAUUUUGUGCAACCUUUCAUAUAGAGUAUCGUAUGAAAAGCCUUGUUUUUUGGUUUGUUUUGGUAUUUAUUCACAACAAAUAUUAACUGUAAUGUGUUUCAAGAAUUAUUUAUAUGUGGUCCUGGAAUAAAUUAUUUUUAAUAGAAAAACA
Cyprinus carpio (common carp) is the source of this 4280-nucleotide messenger RNA. RefSeq names its product tumor necrosis factor alpha-induced protein 3-like. Gene Ontology annotation, molecular function: cysteine-type deubiquitinase activity; K63-linked polyubiquitin modification-dependent protein binding; DNA binding. Gene Ontology annotation, biological process: protein K29-linked deubiquitination; cytoskeleton organization; protein K33-linked deubiquitination. Lineage: Eukaryota; Metazoa; Chordata; Actinopteri; Cypriniformes; Cyprinidae. Gene Ontology annotation, cellular component: cytoplasm; nucleus. The record is from RefSeq and is a predicted model, not a curated record.